GCACGAAAGCAUCCCAAAUAAUGGAAGCAGAUGUGUUGUGACAUACUGACUUGUGAGCCACUAAAUUCUGCACCCAAAAAAAAAAAAAAAGCUUAGAAGUAAAGGAACAUGGAAUUCCCAAUGCUUCCUCCAUGAUCACACACAGCUCAGCUUGCGUUGAACCUGUUUACUUUCAGUCUCAGUCCACUCAUGAUCUGAAAAAAAGAUGAGAUUUUUAAAAUCAUUUCUUGUCUGGGUAGCAGUAUGAAAUAUUUGCAGGCUUUGAUUUCCCUUUAGAUUUUCAGGCACCCUUUGUGAAUCUCGUUGAUAGAAGCACUGAAUCUUUAAUUCCUCUACUCAGUGGUGGAAUGGGUUCCGAUUCCGAUCUUGGGGACGCCGGAAACGUGCUGGAGAAUGUGCUGGAGAACGUGCUGUGCUUUCUGACGGAUCGCCGCGACCGGAACGCGGCGGCGCUGGUGUGCAAGGCGUGGUACAAGGUGGAGGCGAUGACGAGGUCGGAGGUGUUCAUAGGAAACUGCUACGCCGUUUCGCCGCAGCGGGUUUCGCGGCGGUUCGGGCGGGUGAAAUCGGUGAGCAUAAAGGGGAAGCCGCGGUUUGCGGAUUUCAGUUUGCUCCCGCCGGAUUGGGGCGCGUAUUUCUCGCGAUGGGUUGCUACUAUGGCUGAGGCUUAUUGUGCGCUGGAGAAGGUUUACCUUAAACGGAUGUUUGUUACGGACGAUGAUCUUGUCGUGCUGUCUCGGUCUUUCCCUAAUUUCAAGGAGUUGGUUUUGGUCUGCUGUGAAGGAUUUGGGACCAGUGGACUCUCUGUCGUUGCUAGUCAGUGCAGGCAAAUAAAGGUGCUUGAUCUGCUGGAGUGUGAGGUUGUGGAUAAUGAAGUGGAUUGGUUUUCAUGUUUCCCAGAGGACAAAACUUGCCUCGAGUCUUUGAUCUUUGACUGUGUUGAUUGUGAGGUGAAUUUCGAGGCGUUGGAGCAGCUAGUAGCGAGGUCGCCUUCCUUGAAGAAACUCGGACUGAAUCGCUUUGUUUCGCCCGAGCAGCUCUAUCGACUUAUUGUUCGAGCUCCACAGCUUACCCAUCUGGGCACUGGGGCGUAUGGACCCUUUGAAAUUCUUGCUAUGGUUGAACAUGAACCCGACUAUGCUUCUGCUUUUGCUGCCUGCAAAUCAUUAGUGUCCCUUUCGGGAUUCCGGGAUUUUUUCCCGGAUCAUAUUCGUGCAAUAUACCCGAUUUGUGCCAACCUGACCUCUCUUAAUUUCAGCUACGCAAGCAUAUAUUACGAGCAAGUCAUCGAGAUCAUUUCUCACUGCCACAAACUCCAGGUUUUCUGGGUACUUGAUUCAGUGUGUGACGAGGGACUAAAGGCUGUAGCUGCAACAUGUAGAGAUCUUCGGGAGCUUCGGGUUUUCCCCGUUAAUCCUCAAGAAGCUGCGGAUGGCCCCGUUUCUGAGGUAGGUCUGCUUGCAAUUGCUGAGGGUUGUCGGAAACUUCAAUCCAUAUUGUAUUUCUGCCAGAAAAUGACUAAUGCUGCUGUCGUAGCCAUGUCAAAGAACUGCCCCGAUCUUAUGGUAUUCCGCCUCUGUAUUAUGGGGCGACACAGGCCUGACUACCUGACAGGUAAACCGAUGGACGAAGGAUUCGGGGCUAUUGUUAAGAACUGUAAGAAGCUUACACGCCUCGCUUUGUCUGGCCUAUUGACCGACCAAGCUUUCGGUUAUAUUGGGCAAUAUGGGAAAUCUUUGCGCACUUUGUCGGUUGCGUUUGCUGGAGGCAGUGACACGGGGCUAAAGCAUGUGCUCGAUGGCUGCCCCAAGCUGCAGAAGCUCGAAGUCAGGGACAGUCCGUUCGGGGAUUUGGCUUUGCGUGCUGGUUUGCACCGCUUUUACAACAUGAGAUUUCUCUGGAUGUCGUCUUGCAAGGCGAGUCGGGAAUGUUGUGAGAAGAUUGCCCGCGAAUUGCCACACCUAGUGGUGGAAGUGAUAGAUAGGGACGACGAAGGGAUGGAUAGGAACGACGUCGAUACUUUAUACAUGUACCGGUCCCUCGAUGGGCCAAGAACCGAUGCACCCAAGUUUGUGCAUAUCUUGUGAUGUUAGAAGAAAGACGAGUUUUGCCCCCCAUAUAUGUUCCUGGAGUUGGCUUUCAGCAACCGCGCAUUCAAGUAAAGGGACAGGAUGGUUUUAAAUUUUUACUCGUAAUUGUUAUUCUUAAACGAGGCCAGCUUACAGAUUUUGCUGCAACCCCAUCGUGAUUCAUCUUCUUUCCCGCUGUUUAUUUCAAAUAAAGAAGCCAUCGACAUUCAAGAACCGAGAUGUUUGCCCCUCGCGAUAUUCUGUUGAAGUGCGUGUCCUGGAGAAUUCGAGAUUCAGAAGCAAAAAAGCUCAGAACAAUCUUUUUCAAGUUUGCUUCUCUGGAAUCAUUUAACAGCUAUCACUUAUAUUAGUUGAAUUGAGCUUCUCUGCUCAUCUUUUAUGCACAUUUUAGCUGAGAAUUUGAACUGUUAGUAGGCAGUAUCUACUGCCCAGGACAAUACUUGUUUUAAUCAGCUGAUAUCUCCUUCUCUGUUUAGUCUUAAUAUAUACAUAACUGUUUUCUUCAAGUGUAUUGAUUCUUAGCACCUCUCAAAUAUAUUACUAUUGUUAUAUAGGCA
Ipomoea triloba (trilobed morning glory) is the source of this 2647-nucleotide messenger RNA. RefSeq names its product transport inhibitor response 1-like protein. Gene Ontology annotation, biological process: SCF-dependent proteasomal ubiquitin-dependent protein catabolic process. The transcript is spliced from 3 exons. Lineage: Eukaryota; Viridiplantae; Streptophyta; Magnoliopsida; Solanales; Convolvulaceae. The coding region runs from base 348 to 2087 and encodes 579 amino acids. Gene Ontology annotation, cellular component: SCF ubiquitin ligase complex. The record is from RefSeq and is a predicted model, not a curated record.